GAUGGUGGUGCAUGUGAAUGGGAGGACGUGUGACUCGCAGAGCCAUCACUUCAAGGGCCCGUGCUUCAGUAACAACAAUUGUGCUAAUGUGUGUCUGAACGAGGGUUUCUCCGGCGGACACUGCAAAGGGUUCCGGCACCGGUGCUUCUGCGAGAAGCCUUGUUGAAUUUCAUUG
Messenger RNA from Telopea speciosissima, 175 nucleotides. RefSeq names its product defensin-like protein 1. The transcript has a single exon. Gene Ontology annotation, biological process: defense response. The coding region runs from base 2 to 166 and encodes 54 amino acids. The record is from RefSeq and is a predicted model, not a curated record. Lineage: Eukaryota; Viridiplantae; Streptophyta; Magnoliopsida; Proteales; Proteaceae.